AACUCGUCAUGUGAAUUUGAUUCCCCUUUCUUCGCAUCUAGUGGGCGACCACAUUAAAUUCAUCCAGAGUGGAAUAUAAAAAUUUCAGAGCUUAAAAAUUGUAUUGGCAAUAGUCUCUAGAAAUAUUUAUACAACAGCGUGAAGAUGCCCGAGAAACCAGCAGCGAAGUCCCCUCCGAAGACCCUGACCAGCAUCAAGGGGACCAGGCCUUCCACAGCCUCAUCCAAUCCCACCUCCAACAGGAACAGACCCACAGGAACCGGAGUGGUCCGACCUCCAUUGCCCAAUACACAUGAUAGGAUUUGGAAGAUCAUGAAGAUGUAAUGCCAUGAAACAAAAUUACUUUUAAUGGGUCUCCAAACGGAGUCCACACUUUUAAAUCAAGACAUCCUUUUUUAUUACAAAAUGCAUUUGAUUGAACGAAAUCUUGAGCUACGAUAGUGCUGAAUAAAGCGAGAAAGUCCCAUA
Molecule: messenger RNA, 468 nt
Organism: Drosophila suzukii
Lineage: Eukaryota; Metazoa; Arthropoda; Insecta; Diptera; Drosophilidae
Source: RefSeq, a predicted model, not a curated record